ACCAAACACUAGAGGACAAUGUUGCACACAGAAGGGAAAUCGGUUGCUGGUUUUUGCAGGAACAGUUAGUAAUCUGCAUUGCUGCCAUGCAAUGUCACGCUGUGUCAUUCAUAUUUAGAGACUGAGCUAUAGAUACCAAGACUCCCCUUCCACAAGCGCCCUCACCAUUGAGAACCAAAGGAAUACAAAUAAUUUUGAAGUGUCUGUUUUCAAAGACAAUUCUAUAAGUUCCAUGUCGGAAUACAUUUGGUGUUUAGUGCCAGUUAAAAAAAAAGGUCUCACUUCAGGGUGGGAGGAUGCAUAACCGAAAAGACUGAAGGGAACCACGAGUCCUUUUGCUGUACAUCACACUGUGUAGCCCAGUUGCCCAGCGUUAACAAUGCCGGGUGUUGGUUCAAUUCCCACAGGAGACCUAGAAGACCUGAGAGAAGAGAAUUUUUAACGUCAACAUUUUAAAGGAGAUAAAAGAGAGAGUGAUUCAAGCAAUAUUAUUCUGCUGUAAAUUCCACCAAAAAAAAGAUUCUGCUGUGCAGAAAUUCCCAACUUCAUCAAAACUGUCCAUUAACAACUAACUUAAUAGUGAUCAACAAUGGCUCCUGUGCCUGAACUACUUCUGGCCAUUCUGGAAGAGCUAGUUGAAGUAGAGUUGAAGACUUUUAAAUGGCACCUGACCCAAGACUUGCUUGAAGGCUUUCCUCAUAUCCCUGUGAGCCAGCUGGAGAAAGCAGACAGACUGGACACUAUGAAGAAGAUUGUGGAGACCUAUGGUUCUGGAGGUGCUGUGAAGAUCUCACAGGAGAUUCUGAAGAAGAUGAGCCAGAACCAACUGGCUGAAUCCCUUAAAAAUAGGUGUGAUGUGCCUGAGACAAUAGAACUAGAAGUUGAAGACAAACUGAAAUGCUAUCUCAGGAAGAAGUACGGCUCUAUAUAUGAGGGGACGUCAAGGGAAGGUGAUUUUAUCUAUCUCAACCAGGUCUUCACCAAGCUCCAUGUGAUCAGCGGGGCCUGGGGAGGGGUCACAGACGAACAUGAGGUCAUGCGUCUGAACAUUAGAACACCAGCUGCAGAAGAAACCACAGUUGAAGUCAGCAACAUUUUUAAACAACUGCCUGAUCAAAAGAAACCAAUGAGAACAGUGCUGACGCAGGGCAUCGCUGGCAUAGGGAAGUCCGUUUCCGUCCAGAAGUUUAUUCUCGACUGGGCAGAAGGAAAGGAGAACCAAGGCAUUAAUUUAGUCUUUCCACUUCCUUUUCGACAAAUCAAUUCUAAUAUAGGUGAAGACAACUGCAGUCUGAUUGAACUGCUUCAUCAGUUUUUCCCCGACAUGGGACCAAUAAAGAGUCUGAGCAACAACUCAAAAGUUCUGUUUAUAUUCGACGGUCUGGAUGAGUGUCGCCUUCCUCUGGAUUUUUCCAACAAGGUGCUGACGGAUGAUACAAAGCCAGCCCCUCUGGACCGACUGAUCACAAACCUCAUCACAGGUGAGCUCCUCCUUGAUGCCCAGGUCUGGAUAACCACCCGACCUGGAGCUGCCAAAAAGAUCCCUCGACAAUACAUCCACCAAUGGACAGAGGUACGAGGAUUCAAUGACCUACAGAAGGAGGAGUACUUCAGGAAAAAACUCUGUGAUGUCAACUUGGCUGGAAGAAUCAUCGCACACAUGAAGUCAUCAAGGAGCCUACACAUCCUUUGUCACAUACCAGUCUUUUGUUGGAUCUCUGCCACUGUUUUGGAAAAACUCUUGGGUGAAGAAGAGAGUAGAAAGAUACCCAAGACUCUGACUGAGAUGAACAUACACUUCCUACUCUAUCAAAUAGGCAGAAUGGAAGUCGCAGACAAUUCCACAGCUAGAUACAACUUUAUCUUAAAACUUGGAGAGCUGGCUUUCCGUCAGUUGGAGAGAGGACAUUUGGUCUUCUACGAAGAAGAUCUGACAGAAUGUGGCAUUGACUUCACAGAAGCAGCAGUGAACUCAAGUUUAUGCACUGAGAUCUUUGAGGUGGGCAGGAUGAGUCGGAAGUCCGUGUUCAGCUUUGUGCAUCUGAGCAUCCAGGAAUUCCUGGCUGCUGUGUAUGUGUUUGUCACAUUCAUAAACAGCGAACAAAACCCACUGGUCAAACCCAACAGUAUUGUCAAACUCCUGACAUGGGGAAAACAGCAAUCAAUGAAUGACUUAUUCAAGAAUGCAGUAGACCAGGCCUUACACAGUGAGAAUGGACAUUUGGACCUCUUCCUCCGCUUCCUCCUUGGACUCUCGAUCGAGUCCAAUCAGACUCUUUUGCAAGGCCUACUGACACAGAAAGGAAAAAACACACAUACCCAUGAGAAAAUUAUUGAAUACAUCAAGAAGAAGAUCAGGAGGAAUGAGUCUCCGGAGAGAUGCAUCAAUCUCUUCCACUGUCUGAAUGAACUGAAUGACCACUCUCUAGUGGAGGAGAUCCAAAUGUACCUGAAUUCAGGGAACAUAUCAGAAGUCAAACUCUCCCCUGCACAGUGGUCAUCUCUGGUCUUUGUGUUGCUGACUUCAGAAGAGGAGCUGGAUGUGUUUGACCUGAAGAAAUACUCCAAAUCCGAGGAGGGCCUUCUGUGGAUGCUGCCAGUGAUCAAAUCCUCCAGAAUUGCUGUGCUAGAUGGAUGUAAUAUCACAGGGGCAUGCUGUGAAGCUCUGGCCCCAGUCCUAAGCUCAACCUGCUCCCAUCUGAGAGAGCUGGACCUAAGUAACAAUGACCUGCAGGAUUCGGGAGUGAAGCUGCUUGCCGCUGGACUGGGGAGUCCACAAUGUAAAUUGAAGAAACUGAGUCUGAAUGGAUGUAACAUCACAGAGAGAUGCUGUAAAGAAUUGACUUCUGCUCUCACCACUUCAAACCUGAGAACACUGGACUUGAGCAACAACAAGCUGCAAGAUUCAGGAGUGAAGCUUCUCUGUGAAGGACUGGCGAAUUCACAAUGUAGACUGAAGACACUAAGGUUGUCAUUCUGUGGAGUCACAGAGGAAGGUUGUGCUGCUCUGAUCUCAGCUCUGAGGUCAAACCCCUCCCAUCUGAGAGACCUAGACCUGAGCUACAAUCACCCAGGAGAAUCAGGAGCAAAGUUGCUCUCUGCUGGGCUGAAUGAUCUGAUACAUAAACUCCAAACACUCAGUGUUCACCCCAGGGGAGAAGGCUGGUUGUUUAGAAGAUUACAUUGGAUGGAUCUCACCCUGAACCCAGACACAGCAAACUCGUUCCUCUCUCUGUCUGUGGGGAACCGAAAGGUGUCACACGGAAAAGAAUGGCAGCCGUACACUAAUCACCCAGAAAGAUUCACCCACUGGCCCCAGGUGCUGUGUAGAGAGUGUCUGACUGGACGUUGCUACUGGGAGGUAGAAUGGAGUGGGAAAUGGGCUCUUAUAGGAGUGACAUACAGAAUGUUCAAUAUAACACUUAAGAGACGUUUUGGAGCCAACAACAAGUCCUGGAGUCUAGAGUGCUGCGGUAACCGUUUCUCCAUCUGGCAUAGUAACAAGAGAAUGGAUUUACCCGUUUCCUCUGUCUCCCAAUCCAAUAGAGUGGGAGUGUAUCUGGACUGGCCGACCGGCACUCUGUCCUUCUACAGCGUCUCGUCCGAAACAAUGAUCCACCUGUACACAUUCAACUGUGCAUUUGCUGUGCCCGUUUACGCAGGGAUUGGGGUUUCCUUUCAAUCUUCAAUGACCCUGUGUAAAGUAGAUACCAAAGACUUACAAGCAACUAAACCAUAAAUGUCAUGUGGUCCCCCUCGAAUCAGUCCUGCGGGCAGUUUGAUAUAUAGUGGUGUUUUAUUUAUCGUAAAGGGGCUCCCGAGAAAGACGGAAACCUACAAGCAAACCUAGAAGAAGAACGAUAGUUACUUUUGUAACUCCAGUUCUAUGAGUGGAGCUUCCCCCAAAGGGGCUUCACUCCGAUUGGUUUACCCCUCUCUCUGCCAAUCGGCAGGAACUGAAAAUUUAAAUAUGCAAAUUACACCUGUCACAGCCACCUACCUGGUGGCUAUAUCAGAGAGGGACACACCCCGCUCAGCCUCCCAAAUUACCCUUCUUCACGAGAAAAGCAUUCAGAGACUGGCCAGUGCAUGAACCAGUCAGUUACUCAACUGUCAAUACCAUUGCCUCUUUGUCUUCGUCUUGUGAAUGUAUGAAAUGAAACAAAUUCCAGAAUCUAUAAAAAAUGUGAGGAGUAGAUGUAACCUCAAGGAUUAAAACUUGAUAAUUGAACGUUUUACGUGGAAAAACCAUAUCAUCUAUAAUAAGUUAUUACUCCAACUGUGAUACAAAAAAAUUUUAUAACGUGUUUUUUUCUUAUCAGCAAUUCAAGUUGUUUAUUUGUAAGCUUAAAAUUCUACUAUUUCACUCAGUGGCCUUUGUGCCCUAAACAUUUUUCUGGCACCGAAGGCCAAAUGGCAUAGCCCCUAAAAUUAGGAAUUUCCAAGCCUGGUUGUUAGCCAGUCCUGGUCCUAGGGCUCAGGUUUCUUCCAGGAGAGAGAAACUGUAGCAGCAUGAGGUAAACUGAGGACAGGGAGAGCCUGGAGUCUGACGACACUCACGCAAAUGGGAGGCCUAUCCAC
This is a messenger RNA of Esox lucius (northern pike), 4581 nucleotides long. Its product is annotated as NACHT, LRR and PYD domains-containing protein 3-like. Gene Ontology annotation, molecular function: protein binding. The transcript is spliced from 9 exons. The coding region runs from base 590 to 3739 and encodes 1049 amino acids. NCBI's taxonomy places the organism in Eukaryota, Metazoa, Chordata, Actinopteri, Esociformes, Esocidae. The record is from RefSeq and is a predicted model, not a curated record.